Molecule: messenger RNA, 1686 nt
Organism: Exophiala aquamarina CBS 119918
Lineage: Eukaryota; Fungi; Ascomycota; Eurotiomycetes; Chaetothyriales; Herpotrichiellaceae
Exons: 1
Coding region: 1-1686 (561 amino acids)
Biological process (GO): mitochondria-nucleus signaling pathway; regulation of nitrogen utilization; negative regulation of transcription by RNA polymerase II
Cellular component (GO): cytoplasm
Source: RefSeq, a predicted model, not a curated record
AUGCCGUCGCGCUUAAAUGCGCCUGCGCCGGUGCUGUCCUUAGACGCAGCCAAAAUGCACCAAAUAGACCCCUCAAACGCCUGCAGUCUCAUGGCUAUGUGGUCUAUUUUCUCCAAAUGCUCAGAAACUUUGAAGGAUGGUCCACGAUUAGAAAACAUGAGCUGGAGGGUAUGGUCUCGCGAGUCAUUAUGUGUGGCUCAGGGCGACUUGUCACCAGCCAGGUCCAGUGGCGUGCCAUCAUUAUCAAAUUCAUACUCCUCAGACGACAGCCUCAGUAGUGAACGAGCAGCAUUCCCCGUGGAUUCUGGCUCGAGAUCGCGAUCAUUCGGACACGAUGACUGCGCCAGCUCCCUGUCACGGUCCCGACAUCUAACAUCUCACACCCUGGAGAAGAUCGUGGUUAGCAUACAAGAGAAGGCCGCAUUAGGCCCAUUAUCUCCCUCCCUUGAAGCUAGCCUUACCGCAUUACCCAGCACUUCGCAUCAUACAACAGCCUCCCAACCCAAAUCGGAACCUGAAUCCACAGCCGCUUCAGACAACCUGCAGAAUUCGACCGACUCUUGUUUUUCUGCUACAACGAACGAAACCGCGGAUACUGCUCGACAAAGUGAGCAUCGAAAUUCGGAUACUUCAGUCUCUUCGGAUGGCCUGAUACGAAGCGGAUCUGUCGUACAUGGCUUCUCUCCGGUGGCGUCAUCUUUUCGAAAACCGACUGGCUCCGGCAUGCAACUUGCUGUGUCGUCUAAGCUUAUCCCCAAGGGAAAAACACUGAAGCCUGCCAUGUUCACGUUAGGAGGAUCCUCCGAGGAUGAUGAUUCGUCUUUCGAGCAACGGGUCUUAUCAGUACGCCCUCCACCACAAAAGAGUUCCUUGUCUCAAAGCUUGAGCAAGAACAACUUGGUUGUGGGUGGCAAUUCCAACGCUGCUCUUCAACCCAAACGGACUUCCUUCAGAGACGUCGUUGCGCAACGGAGAAUUCAAGAAGACGCGGAGAACGAUGAGGGAGCAAUUGAAAGUAGUGAUGAAGAAGAUGACACGGACGAGGUGGUUGAGUCGGCCAUUGACGAAGAGGAUGAAGAUGAUCCCGACUGGGAAGAUUCCAACUCCGAUGAUGGCAAACCUGUGCACGAGAAUCAUCUUUUCCGGCGUGUAGAAAGCCGACCUGACCUGGUCUCACGAAGGUCGAUGCUGACGCUGGCAUUGAACAAAGGGCAAGGGCAAGGGCAAGGGCAAGCGAGAUUGAACCAUGCUUUUUCACAGCCUGUACUACGUCAGUCACGGUCCUCCUCCCCACAAGGGAGUUCGUUGGCCGCAUCUCCCGAGGACGAUGAUGAUGGGAUGGUGAUGCGGACUCGACAACGGGCACCUAUUGCUAUCCCUCCACCUAAUCCUUCGGCCAAGUCCGUGGCGCAUUCGCCACGGACCACACGUCGGAAUAUGUUGUCUACUGAAUUGACCGAGUCUUUACGCAAGAACCUGCUUUGGGAACGGCAGCAGAAAUCUCAGGCGGCCAACGCUUUCCUCAAACGAAGCCGCAAUGCACAAAGCAUGGCAAAUCUACAAGCACAUACGGCACCAUCGGUUGGGCCUGCUCAACCACCUCUCCCAGCGACGGAAACCUCGAAGAAUAACUCGUGGAAUCACUAUUUUGACAAUCCGUGGGAGUACCAUGCCAAAGGCUGGUGA